Molecule: messenger RNA, 716 nt
Organism: Drosophila takahashii
Lineage: Eukaryota; Metazoa; Arthropoda; Insecta; Diptera; Drosophilidae
Product: mpv17-like protein
Biological process (GO): cellular response to reactive oxygen species
Cellular component (GO): cytoplasm; membrane; mitochondrion
Source: RefSeq, a predicted model, not a curated record
GAAGAUAAUGGCUCGUUUAGUUUCGGGAGUACGAACUUUAUUCCGUCGAUAUCCGUUCGUGACCAAUAGCGCCAUCUACGGGAGUCUGUAUGUGGGCGCCGAAUAUUCCCAGCAAUUCGUAUCCAAACGCUGGCUGGCCCCGGAGGCCGAGCGAGAGGAUAUCGAUUAUGCAACAAUAGGAAGAUAUGCUGUGAUGGGCACCGCGGUAUAUGCCCCAACACUUUACUUUUGGUAUAAAUGGCUAGAUCGUACUUUUCCCGGCACUACAAAAGUCGUCAUAGUUAAAAAAUUGGUACUGGAUCAGUUUGUAUUAACGCCUUAUCUACUGACUGUUUUUUAUGCAGGGAUGUCUAUGAUGGAGGGCAGUGAGGAUACUUUCCUGGAAUUGCGCGAAAAGUUUGUGCCGACUUUUGUGCGCUCCUGCAUUUUCUGGUUGCCCGCCCAGGCCUUGAACUUUUCCCUGGUGGCGCCCCGAUUCCGAGUUAUCUAUAUGGGUGUUUGCGGUCUGAUUUGGGUGAACAUUCUCUGCUGGACCAAGAGACAAAGUCUAUCAGUGGACGCGAAAGUAAAUGCAAUCGAAACUACAAAAACUGUAUCUUCCAUAAGGAAUUCCGAAACAUGAGAGGAUUACCAUGUAUAUAGUCUUAGAUAGAUUUUGACAAUGCUUUGGAAAAUAAAGGCAGUCGUGAAAAGUCCGACUAGAUGGUUGCUAUAGA